AUGCUUGGCCGUUCACGCACGCGCGUCGUCGCAAUCGAUGCGUCGACGAGGCAACGCCGCACGGCAACGCGGUGCUCCUCCUCCUCCACCUACGAGGCGGCGGCGGUCGCAGAACCAACCGCGCGCCUCAUCGCCUCAAUUUCUAGUCAGCUGUGCCCUCCUAGGGCAGCUUCUAAGCCCUUCCUCUUUUCACGCUUCUCACAGUCCUCUGGCCACUCUUCCUCCACCUCACCUGCAACUCCCAUGUCAUGGAUUCCUAAAUGCUGA
This is a messenger RNA of Mesocestoides corti, 267 nucleotides long. Lineage: Eukaryota; Metazoa; Platyhelminthes; Cestoda; Cyclophyllidea; Mesocestoididae. The record is from the annotation of a GenBank genome assembly.